Messenger RNA from Neltuma alba, 2751 nucleotides. Its product is annotated as probable disease resistance protein At5g63020. The record is from RefSeq and is a predicted model, not a curated record. Lineage: Eukaryota; Viridiplantae; Streptophyta; Magnoliopsida; Fabales; Fabaceae. Gene Ontology annotation, molecular function: ADP binding. The transcript has a single exon. Bases 1 to 2751 code for a protein of 916 amino acids.
AUGUCCGAAUUUAUUCCUCUAGUUAUUGACAUCCUAACUUGUUUGUGUGGUUAUUGCGCCAAAUGGGCCGAUUCAAUACGCAAUCUUGGAGAAAGCCUCAACUCUUUGGAAAGUGCUUCAAAGCAACUCGAUGAUAUGUAUCGUGAUGUCAAGAUGAAGGUCGAAGCAGCAGAGCAGAACCCAAGGCUGACGGUUUUGAAUCGGGUGAGGGGUUGGAUGCGCAGAGAAGAAGAGCUACGAAAGGAAGUCGAAGAAAUUGUGAAGCAAGGUCGUCGAGAAAUACAAGCCAAAUGUUUCGGAGGUCAUUGUCCCAAGAAUUGUUGGGCUAUCUACAAGCUACAAAAUAUGGUUGACCAAAAGCUGAGUGACGUUGAUGAUCUUAAAAGCGAAGGCCAUUUUGAUGAUGUAGCAGAAAAGAUUCCCCGUUAUAGGUUCGAUGAACUUCCUGUGGCUAAGCUUGUAGGGGUAGAAUCAACAUUUGAGAAGCUAUGUUCAUGCUUUGAGAACAAUCCGAGAGGCAUCAUUGGUUUGUGGGGAAUGGGAGGGGUAGGCAAAACGAGUCUGCUCAGGAAAUUCAACAACGAUUUCCUCUCAAAAAAAGCAAACAUCGUAGUCAUCUUGGUUGUAGCAUCGAAAGAUGCAAAUGAAGGAAAAAUUCAAGAUGCCAUUUGGAAGAAAUUGAAUGUCCCAGAUGAUACUUGGGAUAAUAAGACGGUGGAUGAAAGAGCUGUUCUGUUAUGCAAUAUCUUAAAGAACAAGGCAUUUGUGUUAUUAUUAGAUGACGUGUGGGGCUGGAUUGACCUGUUGAAAUUGGGGGUUCCUUUCCCUAAUAAUCAUGAAUGCAAGAUAAUAUUUACAACUCGGUUAAAAGUGGUUUGCGGUCAAAUGGGUGCGGAUGCAGAUGGAAGCAUCCCAGUAAAUUGCCUCCCACCAGAUGAAGCAUACGACUUGUUCAAGGAGAAAGUGGGCGUUACUACUCUUGAAAAACCUAAUAUAUUGCCUCUUGCAAAGCAAGUGGUGAAAGAAUGCAAAGGCUUGCCACUUGCUCUUUGUACUGUUGGACGUGCCAUGACUAGUAAAGAGACUCCUGAUGAAUGGAAGCGUAGUUUAGAAAUUUUGAGGAGGAAUCCCUCAGAGGUCCAAGGUAUAGUUGAUGAAGUCUAUCACUUACUUGAAUUCAGUUAUGAUAGAUUGCCAAAUGAUACCUACAAAUCAUGCUUUUUGUAUUGUGCUCUGUUCCCUGAGGACUAUAACAUUGAAAAACGAGAGCUUAUUUUGCUCUGGAUUGCUGAAGGCUUUUUGGCUAAAUCUGAUUAUGAUAUUCAUGAAGCACAUAAGCAAGGAGAAGAUAUAAUUUCACGUCUAAAGUAUGCUUGCUUAUUGGAAAAUGGUGAGGAAGAAGAUACAAUUAAGAUGCAUGAUGUGAUCAGAGAUACAGCUCUCUGGCUAGCUUGUGAUCACAAGGAAACGACAAGAUUCAUUGUAAGAGAUUAUUCCAAGACAAGUGGGCUUGAAGUAUACAAUCAUCCGAUGUGGAAAGAGGUAGAAAAGCUAUCAAUGUGGGGCAAGGCUGAUGUGAGCAGAAACUUCUCACAAAAACCUCAUUGUCCUAAUCUCGUGACUCUGCUUAUUAGAAAUACUUGGAUAAAAGUCUUUCCAACUGAGGUAUUCGUCCUUCCAAGUACUGUCAGAGUUCUGGACCUUUCUUCUAAUUGGGAAAUAAAAGAUGUACCAUCAGAAAUAGGGGACUUUGUAAACCUCGAACACAUGAACCUAUCAUAUACUGGUAUAAGAAAAUUGCCAGAGGAGUUGAAGAAUUUGAAGAAGCUGAAGGUCCUGUUGCUGGACGGAAUAAGAGUGCGUUCAGUCCGAGAGAUCUUGUUGGACGGAAUAAGAGUGCAUUUUGUCCCAGGGGGCUCCUUGCUGGACGAAACAGAAUGGCUUGAAUUCCCAGAGAAAGUUAUAUCCGGUUUGUUAUCCCUUCAAGCUUUUAGCAUGAGAUGGUCAGAAAUUCGAGGGAUUGAUGAAAAUGUGUUGUUGAAUGAGCUAGAAAGCUUAGAUCAUCUUCAGGAUAUACGCAUUGCUGUCUUUAACACAUCCUCUAUUGAAAAAAUACUGAUCUCCUCAAAAUUGCAAAGGCGCAUAUGUGAGCUACAUGUUGAAAGAGUACACUCAUCACUCCACGACUUGUUCUCAUCACUUGGAAAGAUGGAGCAUGUUGAAACAUUACGAGUUUAUUAUUCUGAAGCUGUGGAUAUUCCGAGGCGCUCAUUUUGGGGACCUGACUAUAGAAUCACCCUUUGCAAGUUAGUUCUCCACAGGUGUGGUAAUAUACUUGACUUGAGCUGGCUUAUACAUGCUCAAAACCUUGAAUUCCUCGAACUAGCCUCUUGUGAUUCAUUGGUGGAAGUUAUAAGUAGUCAAGAUUUUGGCACUGAGAUGCAGAAAAGUACUCUAUUUUGCAGUCUCACUUAUCUUCAGUUGGAAGAUCUGACGAAAUUAAGGAGCAUUUGUAAAAUGGCAAUACAGUUUCCUUGUUUGAAGGUGAUUGAAGUAACGAACUGCCCCAAUUUGAAGAAGCUCCCAUUUAAUUCUCAAAGUGCAUUGAAUAAUCUGCAACGCUUUUCUGUGGGCUCUCUUGAUGAUCGGUGGUUGGAUCAGUUGGAAUGGGAAGACGAAGCUACCAAGCAUCUUCUUUCUUCAAAAUUGAAAAAAGGUAAUUACUUUUCCCAACUAAAUGCAAUCAGUUAA